Messenger RNA from Lactuca sativa (garden lettuce), 1329 nucleotides. NCBI's taxonomy places the organism in Eukaryota, Viridiplantae, Streptophyta, Magnoliopsida, Asterales, Asteraceae. The record is from RefSeq and is a predicted model, not a curated record.
UAGUGGAAUUCAAUUCCCUUUGCUGCGUUUCCUUUUAUUUCCUUUUAUUUUUUAUUUUUUUUACCUAAAACCUGUCAAAUACCUAAUCGUUUUUAAGAUUCUUUUAAGCAAAGCAAUUUAAUUCCCAAACAAAAUUAAGCAGAUACCCUCAAAACCCUAUAUCAAUCGAUCGUUCUCAUAGAUUCGUUUUAACCCUCUUCAGUCCUCACAUAUACGAUCUUCUUAACAUCAAUCUAUUAUAACAUCUUGAAGGAACUGCUCCUCCCCCUGUUCGAAGUUCUGCUGUGUUUCUUGAUCGAUCAAACAGGGAAACGGAUGCUCGUUUUGUUGAAAACACGGAUUGACAGUAAUGAAAGCGAUAUGAGUGGUUUGUUAACUGCAUCCCUGUUGGAUAAUCAGAACCGAGUUGAAUUUCAAGAUAACAACAUAUUGAUUUGAAACCGAGUGAUGCUGGUGAGGGCCAAGAGGGAACGAAGGAGGUAGUGAAUAGUGAAAUUGAUGAUUUCAAAUUACAACAACAAGGUUCAAGUAAGAGACAAUUUGCAUCCAAGUGUUGUAAAUUUUGAGGAAAAAGCUUUUGCAUUAUCCAACCAUGCAAUUAGCUAACAAUCCAAUCCGUCAAACUCACUACAACAUUCUGAAUGUGAAAGAAGAUGCAACCCAUGAAGAAAUCCGUUCAAGCUAUCGAUCUGCUCUUCUCACUUCCCAUCCAGAUAAGUUACAAAACACUUCCAUUUCCAACCACCGAGAUCUGGGAUCUCAAUUUCUCCAUAUCCAAACAGCUUGGGAAAUCCUAGGAGAUGUGAAAUCACGGGCAUUAUAUGACCAGGAGCUUCGGGUUUCAAGACAUGAUGAGUUAACUGCAGAUGAAGUUGAGUUGGAGGAUUUGGCGGUGGAAACUAGCGGUGAUGGUGAUGGUGAUGGUGAUGUGGUGGAGCUUUUUUAUCAGUGUAGGUGUGGUGAUUACUUCUCACUUGAUUCUUUGGAGUUGAGAGAGAUGGGAUUUGAAAUAUUGAUAAAAGAAGGUGAGAAGAUAUUGUUACGAGCACAUGAUGGUGCUUCUGUGACAUCAAUCUUGCUACCUUGCACUUCUUGCUCUUUGAAAAUCCGUUUAGUGAUCAAUAAAGAUACAUGGCCUUAAAUUUGUGGUAAUGGAUUCAUGAUCUGAUUCAAAUUUUGGCAUGAUAGGAGUCGAUUGUAAGCAACCAUUUUUUAAAUCAAGAAGGAGAUUAUCGUUGUUAUAACUUGUGUUGAAGUGAAUAUAGAAUGUAUCAAUGUAAUGUAUGUAUACAUUGUGGGGUGUGAUGAAAUGAGUUCUAGUUCAUAAUA